This is a messenger RNA of Botrytis porri, 813 nucleotides long. RefSeq lists its product as uncharacterized. NCBI's taxonomy places the organism in Eukaryota, Fungi, Ascomycota, Leotiomycetes, Helotiales, Sclerotiniaceae. The transcript has a single exon. The coding region runs from base 1 to 813 and encodes 270 amino acids. The record is from RefSeq and is a predicted model, not a curated record.
AUGAGCGGCUCUUCCGAAACCCAACUCUCUUCCUCCCCUCAAUCUAUCAAAGAUGCCGAUCAACCAAGCUAUUCAGCAAGCCCCGAGCCCCGUAAAUCAACCUAUAGAAUCCUCAGAGAUGCUGGAUUCCGUAGCAUGAACGAUUUCAUGUUCUCACAUGGAUUGAAAUUACACAAUGAUGAAGAUCUAGAAAUGGCAAAAGAAAUGAUUGAGAGAAUGAAGGAGGAGGAUUCGAUGGGGGAGGAUCUAAGAAGAUUGGAGUUCAGGGCGGCUAACGAUGAAGAGGAUGUGGAGGAUAGGCGAGGUGUAGAGAGCUCGGAAGAAGAAAAUGGCGUGGUUGAAUUAGUCGGGGUUUUGGAUGUGGUUAGUGAUGAGGAAGAGGAUGAUGGUUUCGUGGAAUCAAUCGGGUAUUUGGACGUGGUCAGUGACAUGAAAAGGGAAGAUGAAGAUGAUGUAGAAGAGUCAGCCGGGGUUUUAGAUGUGGUUAGUGAUGAGGAAGUGGAUGAUGGUGCAGUGGAAUCAAUCGGAUUUGCGGAGGUAGUUAGUGAUGACGAAGUGGACGAUGGGUCUCAGGUGUCUGGGAUUGAGACCGUGGAGGAACUGGAUAGGAUUUCAUCCAGGGAAAAAGCAUCGGAUGAGAAUGUCGAUGUUGAUGUUGAUGUUCAUGGAGAAAUGGUAGACGAUGAUAGUGUCAGCGAGGCUUUUGGUUAUGAAGAUUUUGAUGGUGGAGGUAACGAUGAUUAUGGGUAUUUCUACGAUGAUCAGAAUGAUUUCGUGGAUGACUAUGAUGAUGAUCCUUCCUACAAUAUUUAG